Molecule: messenger RNA, 1287 nt
Organism: Cololabis saira (Pacific saury)
Lineage: Eukaryota; Metazoa; Chordata; Actinopteri; Beloniformes; Belonidae
Product: C-reactive protein-like
Exons: 5
Coding region: 443-1132 (229 amino acids)
Source: RefSeq, a predicted model, not a curated record
UGCAUACCAGAAGAGGGGUCUGCUGAAAUGGAGGUAGCUUGCAUAGAGGCUAUGCCCCAUUGUGCCUUUUUUUUUUUUUAGAAUAUUGAUUUCGCCCUCUGCCUGUCCGCCUGUAGGCUAUGUGUUUUUUUUACAUAAAAUAAAACGUCUUAUUUUUUGGCAUUCUACGCUCUGCGAGGUCUCAUUUACACCUCAUCACCCAGGUCCAGUUUUGCCUUGUCCCCUUGUACGUGGGGAGGCCGCUCUGGUUCCUCACAGUCUGUUUGAAGAAAAAAAAAAGUUAUCUACCAGUAACUGUUUUGUCAGACACAGACCAAAGGUCUUAUAGUGUGUGUGUGUGUGCUGGAGCAGGGAGGUGAAGAAGAGGAUAAAAGGCAACACAUGAACAUUGACUCAGAAAGUGAUAACACGAUUCUUCAUCGGAGCAAACGCAGAUUUCAAGAUGAGGUGUUUCCUUCUACUGGCGAUGCUGGUGGUGUGUGCUUCAGCUCUUGAAGAUCUGUCAGGAAAGAUGUUCACCUUCCCAGCGGAAACAAACUCCGCUCAUGUGAAGUUGAUCACCACGAAACAUCAUUUCAGUGCUGUAACCGUCUGUCACAGAUCCAUUACAGACCUCAAAAGAGAACACUCCCUGUUUUCUUUGGCCACCCCCUCUUUUGACAACGACUUCCUGAUUUUCUGGCAAGAAAGCACACAGAACUUUAUACCCUUUAUCAGGAAUAAAUUAGUUGGUUUUGGAAGUUUCGUCUACAAACCAAUCACCUGGCACUCCAUCUGCACCACAUGGGACUCUACGUCUGGACUGAUGCAGAUGUGGGUCGAUGGACAAUCUUCCAUUCGGAAAUUUAUCAGCUCUGGAUCAAACAUCAGUGGACAAACCUUGAUUAUUUUAGGACAGGAACAAGAUUCUUACGGUGGUGGGUUUGACAGUAAACAGUCUUUUGUUGGCAUGAUGUCUGAUGUCCACAUGUGGGACUACACCCUGUCCCCCUGCGAAAUCCAGAACUACAUGAACAGCCAGAGCUUCACUCCAGGGAAUGUGCUGAACUGGAAGGCGCUGGACUACAACAUUGUUGGCAACGUGCUCGUAGAAAAACAGAGCUUGUGUCUAAAUUCCCAAAUGACGGCGUAAGUGCCGGAGAAGGUGGCGCGUCAUAACUUCUAUGUUUCAUGUCCUGUAUAAAGGAUAAGUAACACAUACUAACAACUUAUGUUGAAUCAUUAGCUUCUUGUAGAUGAGUUGAUUUCCUAAGUCUCUUUCCCUUCAAUAAACAUAUGAAAGCAUUA